Messenger RNA from Nerophis ophidion (straightnose pipefish), 9836 nucleotides. RefSeq names its product LPS-responsive vesicle trafficking, beach and anchor containing (gene lrba). The transcript is spliced from 57 exons. Lineage: Eukaryota; Metazoa; Chordata; Actinopteri; Syngnathiformes; Syngnathidae. Gene Ontology annotation, cellular component: membrane; cytosol. Gene Ontology annotation, biological process: intracellular protein localization. Gene Ontology annotation, molecular function: protein kinase binding. The coding region runs from base 666 to 9173 and encodes 2835 amino acids. The record is from RefSeq and is a predicted model, not a curated record.
GCGCAGCCCCGACUUACUCAGAGGCUGCAACUGUCAUGGCGGUGACGGUCUGAAAGCUCCAUACCUACAUCCACCUAACCCGGGGAGCAGCGAGCAGGAAGCGACGGCGACACAGCACACCGAACGCCGUCUCUCGGCCGAGCGGGAGUGAGUAGAAGCAACACCGAGCGGAGCCCUUGUGUUCUUUAAAAAAACAACAAACGGUCGGUUAGUGAGUUUGUCGCUCCUACCUGUCAAGUGUCGGACAAUAGCAACUAAAGUGGCCGUCUUUCAAGCCUCGUCACCGGCGACAGGGGACCGUCUUUCUUCCAUCCCUCACCGUCUCUUUGGACUGCGUGUGUCCGACUGUGUGCCAUCAAGUUGGGGACUGGAGAAGUAGUUCUUCCACGGCGGAAGAACACUAGUAGUACUUUUCCUGUUGGACGCACUUUUUAAUUAUCUUGAAUUGUUGGGGACUCAAGAAGUAGUUCUUCCACGGCGGAAGAACACUAGUAGUACUUUUCCUGUUGGACGCACUUUUUAUUUGUCUUGAAUGGGGGAGGACAUAUUUGUUUUAAGUGCGUGUCGACUGGGGAAUUAAAGAAGAAAUAGUACUCCAACUUCCGAGGUGAACAGGUGCCUUUUUUUUUUUUUUUUUUUUUUACCUGUGGGCGCCACCUGAGGCCAUGGCGAGCGAGGAUCAGUCCUCCGCCACGCCGGGCAACGUGGCUCUCAACCCCGCCGUGCCCAUUCGGGGCAUCCGCAUGAAAUUUGCCGUGCUGACCGGUCUGAUGGAAGUCGGGGAAGUGUCCAACCGGGACGUCGUGGAGACCGUCUUCAACCUGCUGGUCGGCGGACAGUUCGACCUGGAGAUGAACUUCAUCAUCCAGGAGCCUGACAGCAUUGUGUGCAUGGUGGAGCUCCUGGACAAGUGCGAGCUCACCUGCCAGGCCGAGGUGUGGAGCAUCUUCACCGCCAUCCUCAAAAAGAGCGUUCGCAACCUGCAGGCGUGCACCGAGGUGGGCCUCAUCCAGCUGGUGCUGCAGCGCGUGUCGGCCACUGACAGCAUGAUCGCAGACCUGCUGGUGGACAUGCUGGGCGUGCUGGCCAGCUACAGCAUCACGGUCAAAGAGCUGAAGCUGUUCUUCAGCAAGCUCCAAGGAGAGAAAGGCCAGUGGCCUCGUCAUGCAGUGAAGCUUCUGUCAGUGCUGAAGUACAUGGCUCACAGGAAUGGACCUGACUCCUUCUUCAGCUUCCCCGGGAAAAACGCAGCUGCCAUAGCUCUUCCACCUAUUGCAAGGUGGCCCUACCAGAACGGCUUUACAUUCCAUACGUGGCUGCGCAUGGACCCUCUCAACAACAUCAAUGUGGACAAAGACAAGCCUUACCUCUACUGUUUCCGCACCAGUAAAGGCCUCGGCUACUCGGCACACUUUGUGGGCGGCUGCUUGAUCGUGACCUCGUUAAAGUCCAAGGGGAAAGGAUUCCAGCACUGUGUGAAGUUUGACUUCAAGCCGCAGAAGUGGUACAUGGUGUCCCUGGUGCACGUCUACAACCGCUGGAAAAACAGUGAAAUUAGCUGCUACGUCAACGGAGAGCUGGCCUCUUUCGGGGAGAUCGCCUGGUUCGUCAACACCAGCGACACGUUUGACAAGUGCUUCCUGGGCUCCUCUGAGACGGCGGACGCCAACCGUGUCUUUUGUGGCCAGAUGGGGGCGGUCUACUUAUUUGGAGAGGCCCUCAAUGCCGCUCAGAUCCUGGCCAUCUACCAGCUGGGUCCAGGUUACCAGGGCACGUUCAAGUUCAAGGCCGAGAGUGACUUGCUGUUUGCCGAGCACCACAAGUCUCUGCUGUACGACGGCAAGCUGUCCUCCUGCAUCGCCUUCGCCUACAAUCCUCGUGCCACAGACGCCCAGCUCUGCCUGGAGUCCUCCCCAAAGGACAACGCAUCCAUUUUUGUCCAUUCGCCACACGCGCUCAUGCUUCAGGAUGUGAAGGCGGUGGUGACUCAUUCGGUUCAGAGCGGCAUACACUCCAUCGGCGGAGUGCAGGUCCUCUUCCCACUCUUUGCACAGCUGGAUUUGUGCCAGCCCUCCAGCCACGAGCUGGACACCUCUGUCUGCUGCACGCUGCUGUCCUUUGUCAUGGAGCUCCUGAAGAACUCAGUGGCUAUGCAAGAGCAGGUUCUGGCCUGCAAGGGCUUCCUGGUCAUCGGGUACACUUUGGAGAAGUCCUCCAAGGUCCACGUGACGCAGCCCGUCCUGGACAUCGUCCUGGCCUUCUCCAGAUACCUCAGCAACUUGCAGAACGGCAUCUUGUUGCUCAAGCAGCUGUGCGACCACAUUCUGUUCAACCCUGCCAUCUGGAUCCACGCCCCUGCCAAGGUGCAACUCACUCUGUACACGUACCUGGCCACGGAGUUCAUCAGCACGGUAACCAUCUACAACGCCAUCCGCAGGGUGGGCACCGUGCUGCAGGUCAUGCACACGCUCAAGUACUACUACUGGAUCGUCAACCCGCAGGAUCGCAGCGGCGUCGUGUCCAAAGGCCUCGACGGCCCGAGGCCCACCCAGAAGGAAAUACUGUCUUUGCGAGCCUUUCUGCUUUUGUUUGUCAAGCAGCUCAUUAUGAAGGACCACGGUGUGAAGGAGGAUGAGCUACAGAGCAUCCUCAACUAUCUCCUCACCAUGCAUGAGGAUGACAAUCUAAUAGAUGUGCUGCAGUUGUUGGUGGCAAUGAUGUCUGAGCACCCAGGAUCCAUGGUGCAGGCCUUUGACCAACGCAACGGCAUUCGAGUGAUUUACAAGCUUUUGGCCUCCAAGAGUGAAGGAAUACGAGUACAGACGCUCAAAGUGUUGGGUUACUUCCUGAAAUAUCUGACACCCAAGAGGAAGUCCGAGGUCAUGCUGAAUCAGAGCCUCUUCUCUCUGCUCACGGAGCGCCUGACGCUCCAUGCGGACCAGUUCUCCAUGACGACCUACAACGUGCUCUUCGAGAUCCUCACAGAGCAGAUCUGCACACAAGUGAUCCAUAAACAACAUCCAGACCCGGACUCCAGCGUGAAGAUCCUCAACCCGCAGAUUCUGAAAGUCAUAGCCGCCUUGCUGAAGAGCUCCCCGUCGUCGCCCGAGAGCAUGGAGGUGCGCAAGGUCUUCUUGUCCGACAUGAUCAAGCUGUUCAACAACAGCAGGGAGAAUCGCAGGAGCCUGCUGCAGUGCUCGGUGUGGCAGGACUGGAUGCUGUCGCUGUGCUUCAUCCACCCACAGAGCAGCGAGGAGCAGAAAGUCACAGAGAUGGUGUACGCCGUCUUCCGCAUCCUGCUCUACCACGCCAUCAAGUACGAGUGGGGCGGCUGGCGGGUCUGGGUGGACACUUUGUCCAUCACACACUCCAAGGUCACCUUUGAGCUGCACAAAGACGGCCUGUCCCGUAUGUUCCGCCAGUACCAGUCUGCGGGGUCUCUGGGAACCAUCCGAACCGUGUCUGGAGUCAGCCAGAGCUCAGAGACAGCGGUUUGUGUGAACGGACAACCAGCAGAGGGCACGCCCCCGUCCACCGUCAUCGAGCUCACUGUGGACUCAGAGCCUUCCGCCGACCCGUCUCCUGGAGAGGCGUCCAUCACUGUGUCCCAAGUGGUGGAGGAUGAGCAAAAACUGGCUUCUGAUGAUCAAGCUGAGGUUCAGGUCGUGGAGGCUUCUGAUGAACAAGCUGAGGUUCAGGUCGUGGAGGCUUCUGAUGAACAAGCUGAGGUUCAGGUUGUGGUCGAUAAACAGGAUGAAAGUGCAAACCAACAAGUGGUUCAGCAGACUGAAGAUAACGGCACACAAAAACUUGGAACAGGUGAUGACGAGCUGGUGAAAGAUGUGGACAACAAAAAAACAUCUCUGUCCAAAGACCCUUCGGAUGAAGUAGACUCAGUGACUCCGGUGUUGUUGGAAGAAGUCUGCAACCAUGACCAAACGUCCCCGGAGCCCGCCACCUCUCUGGACAACAGCGCAGUGGGCGGUGCCUCGGUUUUCAAUGAAGAUUUGGUUGAUGUGUCUUCUGUUAGCGACAACCAAGAGGAGUACUCGAAUACUUUGGCUGCAUCCGAAGACCAAGUGGGGGCGACGGUAAAGGAGGAAGAGGGAACAGGGGGAAAUGACGGACAAGACUUGAAGGAAGAAGACAAAGAAAAGGAAACAAUUAUAGUCCAGGAAACCAAUGAAGGUCAGAGUGUAGAGGCUGCACCAGGUGACACACCAGAACUAAAUGUCACAGAGCCACAGAAAGAACCAGUCCAAGAGGAAUUGUCGGACCAGCAGCCCGCCGUUACCUCUACUGACCAGGAGACGGCUGCUGUCCUUUCAUCCCUCUCGGACGCCACAACCACCAGCACUGCUCCCGCUACGGUGGACGUUCCAUCCAAAAGCUUAGUACCAAGCCCUGCCGUCCAGAAGACCAAAGAGGUCAAGAUAGCCCGACUGGAUGUGGCCAACGUGGCUUUAGACACCGAGAGGCUGGAACUGAAGGAGACAAGCCAAGGACCAGCGGCAGCCACCGCCGGUCCCUCAGGCCAGCCGAGAGAGAGCGGAACCUCAGCGCCGCGAUCCACCAUGUUCCGCAUCCCAGAGUUCCGCUGGUCCCACAUGCACCAGCGUCUCCUCACCGACCUGCUGUUUGCCAUCGAGACAGACGUGCAAAUGUGGAGGAGCCACUCCAGCAAGACGGUUCUGGACUUUGUGAACAGCGCCGACAACGUGGUGUUUGUGCACAACAGCGUGCACCUCGUCUCCCAGGUGGUGGACAACCUGGUCAUGGCCUGCGGAGGCAUCCUGCCGCUGCUCUCCGCCGCCACCUCCUCCUCCCACGAGCUGGAGAACAUCGAGGCGUCUCAGGGCCUGACGCUGGAGGCCUCCGUCACCUUCCUGCAGCGCCUCGUCAGCCUGGCGGACGUGCUGGUCUUCGCCAGCUCGCUCAACUUCACCGAGAUCGAGGCGGAGAAGAACAUGUCGUCGGGCGGCAUCCUGCGCCAGUGCCUCCGCCUCGUUUGUGCCAUGGCGGUGAGGAACUGUCUGGAGUGUCAGCAAGCACACUUGAAGCACACCAAAGAAAGCAACGCCGCCCUUCCGGCCAAAUCCGUGUCGGCACAGAGUCCAGUGGACGCCAUCACGGGAGGACUGUCUCCGGUGCGAGACUUUGAGCGACUGCUACAGGACAUGGACAUCAACCGCCUCCGGGCUGUCGUCUUCAGAGAUAUCGAGGACAAUAAGCAGGCUCAGUUUCUGGCUCUGGCCGUGGUCUACUUCAUCUCCGUCCUCAUGGUGUCCAAGUACCGUGACAUCCUGGAGCCCCACAAUGACAGGAAAGACGCUCAGAGAACACAGUCUGGGAGGAGCUCAGAUGUCGCUGCCUGUUCUGCCGCUAUGGAAGCGGAGAAUGGCGUCUCCCUCCGGCGUUACGAUUCUGGCAUCGUUGACGACCACACUUCGACCGCCGUCAGCGAGGCCGAUCUCUCGUCCUCGCUCGCGACCCACGGCGGCCCGGACGCCAUCUCGGAGGCCCUGUCCACGCUGUCCUCGGAGGUCAAACCCACCGCCGGUCAUGGCGAUGCCAAGGGCAAAAACGUGAAGGACAUCCUGCGCAGCCUCGUGAGCGGCACGCCCGACGACCUCGCCGUGGAUCCAAGCCUGCUGCCUCCGGCCUUUCUCGCAGGGCUCAGCGACAUCGGAAGAGACUCCCUGCAGAUUCGCUCCUUUGACAGGAGCGUGGUGCUCGCGCCCAAGAAAGCUGGCCUGAUGUCUCAGGUUUCCACCACGGCCUCCUCCGCGCCCGCCGUGUCUGUUGGGACGCCUGCUGAUGGCGUGGCUGUGGUAUCUUCUGGAGAUACGUCGCAGGUUAGCGGCACCUCUGCAGACGCCGGCGGCCAGGUUCCAGCCAGCGCCAGCUUGCCAUCUGUCCCGCAGCUCCCCCCCGUCACCCAGCACACGGCCCCCAGUAUGAGCAUCUCGGAGCGUCUGGAGCACGCUCUGGAGAAGACCGCCCCCCUGCUGAGAGAGAUCUUUGUGGACUUCGCCCCCUUCCUCUCCCGCACGCUGUUGGGCAGUCACGGGCAGGAGCUCCUCAUCGAGGGCACCAGCCUGGUGUGCAUGAAGUCCAGCAGCUCGGUGGUGGAGCUGGUCAUGCUCCUGUGUUCACAGGAAUGGCAGAAUUCCAUCCAGAAGAACGCAGGUCUGGCCUUUAUCGAGCUGGUCAACGAAGGCAGACUCCUGAGUCACACCAUGAAGGACCACCUGGUCCGCGUGGCCAACGAAGCAGAGUUCAUCCUCAGUCGGCAGAGGGCCGAAGACAUCCAUAAACAUGCCGAUUUUGAGUCCAACUGUGCCCAGUACGCCGCCGAGAAGCGGGACGAGGAGAAAAUGUGCGACCACCUGAUCCGUGCCGCCAAGUACCGGGACCACGUGACGGCCACGCAGCUCAUCCAGAAGAUCGUCAACAUCCUGACCGACAAGCACGGGGCCUGGGGCAGCUCGUCCAGCAGCCGACCAAGAGAGUUCUGGCGCCUGGACUACUGGGAGGACGACUUGAGACGGCGACGCCGCUUCAUCAGGAACCCCUUCGGAUCCACCCACUCUGAGGCCACGCUGAAAGCCGCCGCCGAGCACGUAACUUUUGGGAUAAAUUCAUCAGAAGAAGACAUCCUGAAAGGACAGCAGUCCAUCAAGGGGGGUCAUCCUCUGGCCCAUCAGAACUCUGAGAGCGACGCCUCUCUCGACGGGGACGACGACACGCUGUCGUCUUUGGAGGAAAAAGACUUGGAGAAUUUCACGGGCCCGGUCAACCUGAGCACAGGGGCCCAGCUGGUGGCUCCGGCCGUGGUGGUGAAAGGAACCCUGUCAAUCACCGCCUCCGAGCUCUACUUCGAGGUGGACGAGGACGAGCCCGGCUUCAAGGCCAUCGACCCAAAGAUAUUGGCGUACACGGAAGGUCUGCAUGGAAAAUGGCUGUUCACGGAGAUCAGGGCCGUCUUUUCCAGGCGGUACCUCCUGCAGAACACCGCCCUGGAGAUCUUCAUGGCCAACAGAACCGCCGUCAUGUUCAACUUCCCCGACGCCGCCGCCGUCAAGAAGGUGGUCCACAGUCUUCCUCGCGUCGGCGUCGGCACCAACUUUGGCCUGCCGCAGACCAGGCGUAUCUCUCUGGCCACACCCAAGCAGCUGUUCAAGGCCUCCAACAUGACUCAGCGCUGGCAACGCCGCGAAAUCUCCAACUUCGAGUACCUCAUCUUCCUCAACACCAUCUCUGGCCGGACCUUUAACGACCUGAGCCAGUACCCGGUCUUCCCGUGGGUCAUCACCAACUACGAGGCGGGCGAACUUGAUCUGACGUUGCCCAGCAACUUCAGAGAUCUGUCCAAGCCCAUCGGCGCUCUGAACCCCAAGCGGGCCGCCUUCUUCUCCGACCGCUACGAGUCUUGGGAGGACGACCAGGUGCCCAAGUUCCACUACGGCACCCACUACUCCACCUCCGGCUUCACGCUCAUGUGGUUGCUGCGCGUGGAACCCUUCACAACGUUCUUCCUCAACUUCCAAGGAGGGAAGUUCGACCACGCUGAUCGCACCUUCUCCUCCGUGUCUCGAGCCUGGAGGAACUGCCAGAGAGACACGUCUGAUGUCAAGGAGCUGAUCCCGGAGUUCUUCUACCUCCCCGAGAUGUUUGUCAACACCAACACGUACAACCUGGGGGUGAUGGAGGACGGCAUGGUGGUCUCCGACGUGGAGCUGCCCCCCUGGGCCAAGACCCCCGAGGAGUUUGUGCGGAUCCAUCGGCAGGCUCUGGAGAGCGAGUUCGUGUCCUGCCAGCUCCACCAGUGGAUCGAUCUGAUCUUCGGCUACAAGCAGCAGGGGCCCGAGGCCAGCAGAGCCCUCAACGUGUUCUACUAUCUCACCUAUGAGGGCGCCGUCAACCUGAACUCCGUCAGUGACCCCGUGCUCCGAGAGGCUGUGGAGUCUCAAAUCCGAAGUUUCGGGCAGACCCCCUGCCAGCUGCUCAUCGAGCCGCACCCGCCCCGGAGCUCGGCCAUGCAAGUGUAUCUUCUCCUGCAGACGCCGCUGAUGUUUACAGAGCAGAUGCAGCAGGACGUCAUCAUGGUGCUGAAGUUCCCGUCCAACUCUCCCGUCACGCACGUGGCCGCCAACACGCAGCCGGGCCUGACGGCGCCCGCCGUCAUCACGGUCACCGCCAGCCGCGUCUUCGCCGUCAACAAGUGGCACGGCCUUUCAGGUCACCCCAGCUCGGCCGUGCAGGACCAGCAGUACCAACUUCCUGUGGAGAUCGACCCCCUCAUAGCCAGCAACGUAGGGAGUCACCGGCGCCAGAUUUCGGACCUCCUGGACCAGAGCAUCCAGAUCAGCUCGCAGUGUUUCGUGGUGACGGCUGACAACCGCUUCAUCCUGCUGUGCGGAUUCUGGGACAAGAGCUACAGGAUCUACUCCACAGACACAGGCAAACUGACUCAGAUCGUGUUCGGGCAUCGCGACGUGGUGACGUGUCUGGCUCGCUCCGAGUCCUACAUCGGAGGAGACUGCUACAUCCUGUCGGGCUCCAGAGACGCCACCCUGCUGCUGUGGUACUGGAAUGGCAAGCUCAACAGCAUCGGGGACAGUCCGGGAACAGAGUUCACCACACCGCGGGCCAUCCUGACGGGUCACGACUGCGAGGUGACGUGCGCCAACGUGUGCGCGGAGUUGGGCCUGGUCAUCAGUGGCUGCAAAGAGGGACCCUGCCUGAUCCACUCCAUGAACGGGGACCUGCUCAGGACCCUGGAGGGCCCCGAGUGCUGCACGCAGCCCCGCCUCAUCCAGGCGUCCACGGAGGGACACUGCGUGGUCUACUACCAGAAGGGACACUUCAGCGUCUUCAGCGUCAACGGCAAGCUGCUGCGCCACCUGCAGGUGGAGGACAGCGUCAAGGCCAUGCUGCUGAGUCGUGACGGUCAGUACUUGCUGAUGGGCGGCGACGGCGGCGUCAUCUCGGUGCUGCAGGUGCACGACCUGAAGCAGCUCUUCACCUACCCCCCCUGCGACGCCGGCAUACGCUCCAUCGCCAUGUCACAUGACCAAAGGUGCAUCAUCACAGGCAUGGCGUCGGGAAGCAUCGUGCUGUUCUACAACGACUUCAACAGGUGGCACCACGAGUACCAGACCAGGUACUGAGCCGAGUACCAGACCGGGUACUGAGCCGAGUACCAGACCGGGUACUGAGCCAAGAACCGGGACGCCUUCUCGCCCGUCUAGCCAGCUGACUGUGGCGCAGUGACGCUCUACUUCCUCUUGGCGGCGCUGCCGAGUCCACGCCGAUGAAUGUAAACACAAAGGAAGUUUUUGUUUUGUUUUUUGAGACUUAUUUUCUAGAAGACAAAGAAGAAAGUUUUCUAUCUUUUGGGGGGCGUUUGUGUCUGUGCUUUAAAAAGAAGAACAUCUAUUUUUAGCUGUGAGAAUCUAUUUUCUUCUUCUCCUUCUUCUUCCUCUUCUUCUUCACUUAACGAUCCAAAUAUUUGUGUACUAGUCUUUGUAGUUUGUCGAAGAAGAACUUUUCAAUGAAGGGAUUUCUAUAUUCGUGUCCAAAUAUCAUCUUCUAUAUUUAAAAGAGCAUUCCUGGUCUCCCCGCAUGGCCCCCACUCACAUCAGAAAGGUUUAAGGUCACCUGACCACACCGUCGUCUCGGAUUGGAGGGAAAACCCGUCGCUUUAGAACAUCAUGAAGUCUCCAGCAGUCACUGACAAAAUGUUUUGGGUUUUUUUCUGCUGGUUUGAAGUGGUUUUUGUUUUUGUUUUGUGAGUGUGUGGAAUUCACAUUAAAUGGAAUUUUCUAACCGGA